UGAAUUGUUCUGCUUAAAAGGUAUAUUUUCUGCAGCUACAGUAUCGUAUUCAAGGGAAACUCAAGCAUGCAGUUCAAGACCUAUUGCCUGGUUUUCAUGAUAAUUGCGUUGGAAGCAUUUUUCAUAAGUUUGAUCUUGAGACCUGGCAUUAUCGAGUCAAGGAUUUUGUUUACGGAUGAAAAAAAACCCACUACCCCUGUUGAUUUGCACUUAAAACUGAAACCAUUGAAUAAAUUAAAAUUUCUCUCUCCAUAUGGAAGUGACUGGACAUUUGGCAGAAAUGCCUGCAGCUGUAGAAGUUUGAAUUCAGACAUGUUUACAUAUGAUAAAUUUAACGCUGGGAACGAUAAUUUGGCAAUCAAAAAACGAAGAGGAUUACAAUAUGAACAAUAUAAAAAAAGAAAUGAAUUGCCUGCAAAGAAGGUUAUUAUUGCACAACCCCAUUCUCCUCUGAGCUACCCUACCCAUGGAGUUGAAGUAAAGCCACUCUACUCUAUUCUCAUCCCAGGCCUAGCUGUGCAUGGCAUGGAUGGAGAAAGCAAUACAUGUUUAUGGGAAAUUGUCCAAAAGACUUUGUAUAAUGGACGACAUUUGAAUGGUAAUGAAUUAUUUGCUUUUUGUACCAAGGUCAAACUGACAGCGACUCAAGGGGUAUUCAAUACAAUUGUUGAAACUCCUGAUGGUGUCGUACAUGGAUCGGGUGAAAAAGAAUUGACAAUAAGAAGUCCAAGUUUGGCAAUCAUCAAUAAUAUCCUCAAACAUGUAACUUAUACAAGCAAAAAGUACCAAAUUGCCUCUACUGAUUUAGUUUCUUUUCAGUUUGAAGAAUAUACUGCUGAAUUUACAAUCCUCAUCAGAGUGCCCCCAAUGAUUCGAUUAUUUGACCCUGGACCAGAUAAUAGCAUCGACUCCUUGGUGACAAUAGUGACAAAGACAUUCUUCAGAUAUCAUAAGCUUCGGAUUUUAAUAAGCAGUAUUCGAAAAUUUUACCCAAAAAUUAUGAUAAUCAUUGCAGAUGAUAGUAAAGUUACGGAAAAAAUUGAAGGACCAUACAUCCAGCAAUACAUAAUGCCAUUUGCAAAAGGAUGGUUUGCUGGAAGAAAUUUAGCAGUAUCUCAGGUUACAACUAAAUACCUUCUUUGGGUGGAUGAGGACUUUGAAUUUACACAAGAAACAAAACUGGAAAAACUGGUAGAAGUAUUGGAGAAGACAAACUUGGAUUUGGUUGGUGCCCCUGUGAAUCAGCAGGUGUUCACGUUCAAGCUUUGGUACGAAGAAGGAGAUGAUGAAGGGGACUGUGUGUUUUCCCAGUACGGUUCUUUUCACCCCCUGGAUGGAUUUCCAGGCUGUGUGGUUACCAGCAUUGUGGUGAACUUUUUCCUGGCCAAGACAGAAAAAGUACAGCGUGUUGGGUUUGAUCCUCGAUUUGCAAGAGUAGCUCAUACAGAAUUUUUCAUUGAUGGCAUUGGAAGUUUGCUUGUAGGAUAUUGCACAAAUGUCAAAGUUGGCCAUCAGAAGAAAGGAGCAGGAGAUAAAGCGCUGAAUGAAGUUGAAAAUAAAUAUGCUGCUUUUAGGCGUUUAGACAGAAACGAAUUCCGAUCCCGUUUGGAUAUGACCUAUUUCAAAAAUCGCCUUAAAUGUUACACCCGGAACAGAGUCUGAGGGACUCAAUUGUAUUUGACAUGUAAAGUGCUGCACCUGUUAAUGUUGCUUGAACUAAUGAAAUUUAUUUCUAAAUAAGAAUGAACUCUUGAUAAAAUAAUGGACACAAUUACAAUUAGUUUAUAUGUCUCAAAAUAAAUGUUUUAAAAUUG
Amblyraja radiata (thorny skate) is the source of this 1814-nucleotide messenger RNA. Its product is annotated as beta-1,4 N-acetylgalactosaminyltransferase 2-like. Gene Ontology annotation, cellular component: Golgi membrane. Gene Ontology annotation, biological process: UDP-N-acetylgalactosamine metabolic process; UDP-N-acetylglucosamine metabolic process. The record is from RefSeq and is a predicted model, not a curated record. The transcript has 11 exons. Bases 67 to 1662 code for a protein of 531 amino acids. Gene Ontology annotation, molecular function: acetylgalactosaminyltransferase activity. NCBI's taxonomy places the organism in Eukaryota, Metazoa, Chordata, Chondrichthyes, Rajiformes, Rajidae.